AUGGCUGGGGGUGGAGGCUACAUCGGGCCUGGGGGUGAUGGGUCCUCGAAUGGCGGACAACCUCAUGGGACGGAGUAUACACUGCAAGGCGUGAUGCGCUUUCUGCAGACGGAAUGGCAUCGGCACGAGCGAGAUCGCAAUGCCUGGGAGAUAGAGCGCGCGGAGAUGCGGUCCCGGAUCGGUAGGUUAGAAGGUGAUGUACGAACGAGCAAACGGCUGCACGAGUCAUUGGGCAAGCAUGUGAGGCUGCUCGAGGCUGCUCUGAAGAAAGAGCGUGAGAAGGUGAAGAAGCUGAGCAAUAAUGAACCGAUCGAGGAUACGAGGGACUCCAAAGAGAUUGCCCGGGAGAGCAUCAACGCAUUGAAGUCGCAACGGUCCAAAUCCCAGGCCGAUCUCACCACCGAUAUCGACACCGACCACCAACCUGGCGUCCGACAGGAGAACGAACGGGAGAAGUCGCGUCUGUACCUGUCAAAGUGCUCGCAAGAGGUUGCAUUUCACGUUAUCCCUACGUCGCAUCCUGCUCCCGAUGUAAACGACCUGGAACUCUCGAACCAUAUGUACGCGAACCACAACAUGCCUCAGCAGAGUCUAGAGGAAGCCUACAUUCAGCAGCAGCGCCAAAAGCAGCAGCAGCAGCAACAGCAGGCAAAUCACAUGAUGGCACGCGAGGUAGCACUACAAAAUCACCAGCCUAUUGUGACUCAUUAUUCGGACAAUCCCAACAUGUCUCGCGCUCCCAAUCAAUUCCUUCCCCCCGUGGCGCGAGAUAUCAUGGACAAAAGACCGCUGGAGGCACAGCAGACCCCCGCUACCGCUAUUGACAACAGAAAGCAGGCGUUUGAGUCAGGCUUAUCGGAUGAGCGCGCUGGUGCUGCGAAGCAACAGUACGAUAACACGCAGGCAGCGGCUAAGGAGGAGGGUCAAUCCCAGCAGGCGGAAGAUCAAAUACAGGAUACAGACGGGUGGAACUUUGAUGAAACCCCGGCUCAGGAGUCUCGGACUGCCCACAUCCCACCUCACCGACCAGACGUGGAUGCCUUUCCCAACGCGAACUUCACCGGGUCAAAGUCCCCCUCACGAGGUGGAUCAGUAUCGCAUCGAAGGAAGAGCUCUGGCUCCAAACGUAAGAGCGAAGGUGCCACAGACGUCGGAGCGGGAGCAAUGCAGAAACAGGAUCCUAUUUUCAAAGUUCGAUUCGCUCUUCGCGGCCACCUGGACGUCAUCCGCUCAGUAAUCUUCACGGGCGGUGGUAGCCCGUCCGAACCCGAGAUUUGCACGUGCAGUGAUGAUGGGACCAUCAAAAGAUGGAUCAUACCAGCAUCGUACGGGGCUUAUGGGUCACACGGAGGGAACUCAGGCAACGAUCUGGAUAUAACGAGUUACUUCACCCAUCGGGGUCAUGUUGGAGCAGUAACUGCACUGGCUGCGUGCUCCCCGUCCCAAAAUUUCUCAAAUGGUGGCCGUGCCCUGGGUGACGGAUGGGUAUUCUCUGGUGGACAGGAUGCCAGCGUGCGUGUUUGGGAACGCGGACGGGUUGAUCCCAAGGCCACACUUGAUGGUCACACCGAUGCUGUUUGGGGCCUUUGCGUUCUUCCUGGCACGGCUGGUACUGUGUUUGGGGAUUCGUCCAGUCACUAUGGAGGUCCAGAUCGGAUCUUGCUGGCGUCGGGCGCUGCCGAUGGGCGGAUAUUGAUCUGGGCCGUCAGUGCACCUCCCCAGCUAUCAUCGCCACAAGCCGGUUCUAGGCGAGCUGGUGGAAGUCGGCGGGCUAACUCGAUAUCAUCUGGGUCUAAUUUCCCAUCUUCACCUCAACCUAGCACCGCAACCACCACGCCUUUCCACUACACUCUCGUCCAUCAUAUACUUCGGGCCGACUCUCCCUCACCAACUUGUAUCAGCCCUCUGUCUCUUGCAGGUGUCAAUUUCGUCGUUUCAUACACGGAUGCUUCGAUCCUUGUAUAUGACACGAGAACCGGUGAGGAGAUUGUGGGCAUGGCGAGCUUGGAAACCUACGAUGGCACUCCCUCGACGGGAGUGAACUCUGUCGUUGCCACCACUAUUGGCUUUGAUGGGUCUGCAGGCCUCGAUCCUAGCCGGACGUUAGCUGAUGAAGAAGUUGUGCACGGAGCUACCGGCUCCAGUGCUGUGGAAGGAGUAAUCAUAAGUGGAUACGAAGACAGAUAUAUCCGUCUCUUCGACGCCAAUAGCGGCCAAUGCACAUACACGAUGCUGGCCCACCCCGCGGCUAUUGCUGCACUUUCCUUAUCUCCUGAUGGACGUGAAUUAGUGUCCGCGGGGCAUGACGCCAGCUUACGGUUCUGGAACCUUGAGAAACGUAGCUGCACCCAAGAGAUUACAAGCCACCGAUUGAUGCGUGGUGAAGGGGUGUGUGCCGUCACCUGGAGCCGCGAUGGCCGCUGGGUCGUCAGUGGUGGAGGAGAUGGUGUUGUCAAGGUCUUCUCAAGAUAA
This is a messenger RNA of Aspergillus fischeri NRRL 181, 2472 nucleotides long. RefSeq names its product cell differentiation and development protein Fsr1. The transcript has 4 exons. Bases 1 to 2472 code for a protein of 823 amino acids. The record is from RefSeq and is a predicted model, not a curated record. Gene Ontology annotation, molecular function: protein binding. Lineage: Eukaryota; Fungi; Ascomycota; Eurotiomycetes; Eurotiales; Aspergillaceae.